Molecule: messenger RNA, 1374 nt
Organism: Coprinopsis cinerea okayama7#130
Lineage: Eukaryota; Fungi; Basidiomycota; Agaricomycetes; Agaricales; Psathyrellaceae
Exons: 2
Coding region: 1-1374 (457 amino acids)
Source: RefSeq, a predicted model, not a curated record
AUGGGCAAACUACCUCUGGAGAUUAUAGACCUUGUUAUCACCGAAUUAUGGCGUCAACGGGAUGCGAAAGGUCAAUCAGCUUGCUCUCUCGUGUGCAGGGCAUGGCUACAAUAUGCGAGCGACAGGAAGUUCUCCGCGAUCGUGUUCGAGGGAAUGACUAAAGGCGAUAAUCUCUGUUACACCCUUCUGGAGCUUAUCGAUGGAAGACCUGCACUGGCACGGUCUGUUCGAUGGGUGUUUUUCUCAGAAGAUCCCGAGGACGAGGAGGACAGUGACGAUGACGACGACGACGACGAGGACGAGGACGACGAGGACGACGAACUCAGUUCUGUAUUCCACGAGUGGCUCCAACCUUCCCUGUAUAUCGCGCCUCUCCUUAGGAAGUUGACGAUGCUCCAGGGGCUGUGGCUCAAUAUGACACUCAACUGGGCGACGCUACAGGCCGACCUGAAAUCGGCCUUCUACGAUCUGUUUGCACGACCAACCAUGCAAAGUAUUUGCCUUAGGCGGAUCUCCGAUAUGGACAUCUCGCCGUUCGUUCAGUACGCUCACAUUUCUGAGCUUUCUCUACGUGCCGUCAGUGUCGUCCCCUCCAACAAUCGGGGCCUGUCCCUCAACCAGCACGAAAUGUCGCCCACUGCAGUGGCGAGCAACCUUCGCAAAUGCGACAUCAACGCAACCGCUGCAGCUGCCAUGGACAUUAUCCUCAAGGCGCCCAAUCCGAAACUCAACUUCCGCGGCGUUGCAAGACUUGAAGUUUCGACCGAUCUGUGGGAUGACAUGACACAAUCCGUCUGGGACAGGGUCACGGAGCAGUGUGUCACAACAUUGACCAAUUUGCGCAUUAUGCACUCGGUUGGCGGGGUCGAUCCUAGUCAAGCCUCCCCGUUCCCCUUCAAAAUCCUCGACCAUUUACGCUUCAGCUCACUGUCCACACUUGUACUGCACACCAAAGGGUACCUCAUUGAUAACGUCGCAGGACACAACAUCCUUCCCCACUUUCUGAAGGCACUGAGGAGCCUGGCGUCCGUGGGCAACGUUCUUCAGAGGCUGGAGAUGCAAGUCGGUUACGAGGGGGAGCCGUACUGGAAACCAUGUUCCCCUUGCGCCAUGCAGACGAUCAACAAGACCAAGGAUGCCUGGCCCUACUUAUUUUGGACAGAACUCGAUACUGUCCUCGUCUCUCCCGGCUUCAAGAUGUUCAAACUGUUUGUGCUGGAAUACUACACAGGUUGGAACAACAAGGAUUUUCCUUGUGAUUCGCUGGAGCAAAGCUUGAAGGAGCUACUCCCUCAGCUUGUGAAACGAGAUAUGCUGGAUGGUCCUCACAGGUUCUUUUUCUUUCUUCAAAUCGUCUUGUCCUUGUUUGGCUGA